Molecule: messenger RNA, 456 nt
Organism: Pseudovirgaria hyperparasitica
Lineage: Eukaryota; Fungi; Ascomycota; Dothideomycetes; Acrospermales; Acrospermaceae
Exons: 2
Coding region: 99-419 (106 amino acids)
Source: RefSeq, a predicted model, not a curated record
GAGACGGCAAUUGCAUGGGGAACGUGACUGGGGGAAAGCUGGAUUCGGUCGGAAUGUCCCGCGCCUUCUCCGGAAGGUAAUGUGAGGAGGAUGAAUGAAUGAAAGAUGUUGCGAAAGGGGAUGGGGUGUUGAGGGUGUGGGAGACGAUCAUCAUGGCGCUAGUACGUGAUGCUUCAUGGCAGGUAUCUUGGAGACUUCGGCAGUUGUUGUUUUGCGUGAAGGCUUGGUCUGGGACGAGAGAGAGAGAGAGAAAGAAGCACUGUGUCUUUGGAUGGAUUGUGUGUCUGCCAUAUGUACUGCCUGUUACCAACAAAGCAUCCCGUAUUCACAGCAUGCAUCUCUUUCACGAUAUGUUCGGUAUGCCUCACAGGACAAGCAAGCCCUUCACUCAAUGCCUCUUCAAAGAACCAGAUUCGUGAAAGAGGCAGAGCCAGAUGACCCGUCGUUGCGAACCCC